UCAUCAGUCUGUGUUUGGCCGUCGUUCACGCGGUUCUGCUUGUACGAUAUUAUAUUAUAUUGUAUACAUUUACCUACAUGCAUUAUCGCCGUCGUCAAACCCGUCGAAACCACCGAGUCGGACCGUCGUCUGCCGCGCGCUUAUACGGCUUACCAGCAGUCGUCGUCAAAAGGACAAAAUAACGAUAGAGAGAAAAAACAACCACGCUCGUUUCGCGCUCUUUUUAAUUUUUUUUUCGUGCGUCGAUUAAAUAAAUAAAAAAAAUAAUAAUAAAAAAAAUUGAAUUUACUUAUCCUUCCAAGUUUUCCGCACCUCGGACAUGAUCGUCGCGACCCGCGACCGGCGGACGCGCGGUCCGCACCACGGCCCGGUCGUCCGGACCAAACGGUGAUUCGACAAACGCUGCGAAUAAUAUUAGUACUAUUACCACCGCAAGACACACGGUCAUCGAUAGAUAGAGAGAUAGAUAGAUAAAAAAAAAACAUAAUAUUAUAAAACCGUACGUCCAAAACGCCGCGAAUCGGUCCCCCGGCCCGUGAGGUGACCGUUCUAGCGCAGGAAAUAUAAUAAAAUACACCCUGUUGUAUUUUAUUAUUAUUAUUAUUAUUGUAUCAUCAACGGCGACAGGAAAAACUAGCCAAAGGUCGACGGCAGGUCUACCCGUGCAGACAUGGUGUGUGGCCGACGACUACGACGCCGCCGCUACGCACCUGAAUCCUCACCUGCUGCAUGAGUCGCGUUCAACCGCUUACGUUAACAAAAAUAAUCCAGAGUGCUUUCGUUCUAUUAAUGGUGGUGUUGUGCGACAUUUGGAAGUGCGGCCCUGGUUGUGGACUCGGGGUCCGACUGUACAAUGAAUGCAGCAGUCGAAACGUCAGGGUUGACUACCGGGGACGAGUCCUGGCCGACGACGAGACAUCAAACGCAUUUCAAAAUCUGACUGUCAAAUCUUUGGACUUCAGCAUUCGACUGACGAUAUUCGCCGAGGAGUCGCGUCGAUAUCUGUGUUUCAACAACAAAUGGUCCCUCGUCGGGUCGAAACGUUUCCGGGGUUCGAAGUGUUUGUUCUACGAGGAAAUGCUGUCCACCGGGUACACACGGUACAAGUCGGUGGUAGACAAGUCGCGUUACAUCGGGUUCAAUCGCCGGGGAAGGCCGAUGAAACGUCACCCGUUCCACACCGAUCCUCUGAACAAGUGCCUGAACUUCAUCAAACUUGACACGAAGUUCGAUAUAAGCGACCACAACCGGAAAGUGGCGUCCGGCAAAGGCGGCAAGCGCACCGGCAUGGGGCCCAACAACAACAACAGGAGAUCCGGAUCUAACGGCGGCUACAGAAGACCGGCGAUCGCCGCCUCCCCGGCAACGACAACGACCACUUCCACAACCACCACAUCUACCACCACAACCACCACCACCACAACCACCACCACCACCUCCACUCCACCACCACCGCCACCACUGUUACCGGAAAGACACAAUCGAAUCAGGUUCAGACACCAUCGGCGUAAUAGACACCACCCUGAAACCCUUCAGUCACUAGGUCAAGACUAAUAGUAUUAAAAACAAAAAAAAAACAAUAUUAUUAUUAUGAAAACGAAACCUCUAUUGUUAUUUUUUAGCGUCGUUGUAUUGAUUAUAAUUAUUAUUUUUAUUAUUACGAUUAUUAUUAUUAUCAUUAUUAAUAUUAUUAUUUUAUUAUUAUGUAUAAGUACUCUUCCGCACGACCGGACCGGACGACGGGAACUUCGAGUAUUCUCUGCUUCGUUUUAUUACAGCCCGAAAUUCGACCCUUACCCCGUGUUUUCAUUUUUUUUGUUUUUUGUGACCGGUCUAUAGCGCAAAAAUCCGCUGAAAAGUGUUAACCGCUACAACAUUAAUAAUAACGUCUAAUCUUAAUAUUAUAAUACUUAAAAUCCCACGCCGGUAGUGUGUAUAAUACAUAUAUAUCUAUAUAUAAAUAUAUAUAUAUAUAUAACGGUACUAGCUAUAUUCAAGCGCUUAACCAUAAUAAUAUAUAAUUAUUGUUUUGAAAAAUAUAUAUAUUUAUAUAAAUGUAUAGAUUUUUAUUCGGUUCAAUGGUUCCUGGGAGUGAAAACGCGGAUUAGUCAAUAACAAUAUGCAAGCGCACGUUGAUAAUGACAUAGCGAAAGGGUCGACUUUCGAGCUGUAGUAACUCAAACUUAGCAGUAUAUUAUUUACAAACUUUCAGUGGUUCUUUAUACGUUUGAUGUCGCCAGAAUAUUCGUUUUCUCGUUUUUUGCUCUAUUUACCCGCGUAUCUUGUGUAUACACUUUUUUUUUUUUUAAUAACAUUUUGUCAGUGCCUAGAAUUACGGGUUGCAAAUGUUCAUAAUUUAAAUGUAUUGUGUCCUUAGAAGUAUUAAAAGAAAAAUACAGCAAAAACAAUAUUAUCGUUUUUGCUUAACAGUGUUGCUCGUGGAUAAAAUAAAAUAAUAAAUUAAUUUGUAUCACAUAUUACUAUAGUCGGUUUGCUUUGCCGUUAUUAAUAAAUAAUAUACUUUGGAUUUAGGAAAACAACAAAUUAUUAGAGCUCUGACUGCGGCGGUAUUUUCUUUUUACAAUAUGAAAAUGAACUAAAACCAUCUAAAUUAGUUGCAUAAUAUUAGUCACGCGGUGCAGUUGACGAAGAUGGUUAUUGAAAGGCCAAAUGUAUAUAAUUAUGUAUAUAUAUUUUUUUAAUUUGAAAACAAUAUAAUUUAUACCAAAGUCCGUUGGUUUUUAUUCGGGCUCGAGCCUAACAUUCCAUUAAAUAUUUUUUAAAAACAAUUGUAUUAUUUAUGUUACCUACUUGCAAAAUAAAUAAGCGCUGAACACAAAGACCUCCAUUUGAAUAUGUAGGAGGACAUUCGGUCGACGAACGCUGCUGCCCUACACAUGACACAUGACUAAAAUAUAUCGUUAGACAUUCAUACUUGAUUUUAUUAUUAUCGUCAACAUAUAUCGUUUUACUUAUAAUUUAAAUAACUCAAAUAUUACUGUAAGUACCUAUUUGAUUUGGGAAUGCUUUAUUAGGGUGGCCUCGGCGGCCGACGGCAGCAACAAUACACUAAACAUUAAAUUAUUUUUAAUUUGUUGCUAAAAUUCAAAACUACGUUUUAAAUAAACAGUUAUUUUGUUUAGUGUAACAGUUAUGUUAAAAUAAUAUCUAGUCAACAAUUUUUUCUAUUCGUACCUACAUAACACGUUGAUAUCUGAGUAUUUAAGUAUUAAACGCCGUCAUAAUAUUAUAUGUAUGUGUGUGUGUGUGUGUGUUGUCUUCUUUUGGUAAUAAUGUUUUGUUAGCUGAUGAUGAUAAUAUUUCACUGCUUAAUAAUUAUUAUGUUCAAGUACAUAAACGAUAGAAAGUAAUGAUAAAAUUAUAGUUUAUAAUAAUGUUAAGGAUAUACGGAGAAACUUGGAACUUGACUCGGGUACCUAUACCAUUUAAUAAUAAACCAAAGCGUUUUGGAACAAUUUUCUGUUUUAUUUAUUUGGAAAAACUAUCCCAAAACUGUGUCGGGAGAUCGUGGCUGGUGCUCCUAAAAAUACACCUGGAAUUUUAGGUAUCUAUUAAUAUUCUAGUACUGUUGGGAAUUAACCGACCGUCUAAAAUCUAAAAAUUAGCCUUAUUAUUGAUUAGAUGAGUUAAGACCUCUAUUUAUAAAUUCGUGCUUUUAAUUAAAUAAAAUAUUAGGCACAUAUCCUAGAUUUCAGAAUAGUAUAAUAUUUUAUACAAGAAGUUUUUAAUUGGAACGUCAAUCCAAUGUACUACUUGAAUCUCAACCGUUAGACGUGAGCUACAUUGUUAAUUUUCAAAAAAGAUGGACAUGCUAAAAUCGGAUUUAUGUGUUCUCGUUUAUGUUUUUUUCAUAACUGUUCAAAAAUAACCCAAAACUUAAAGAAAAUUAACUUAAUAUCAAAGAAGCGAAAAUGACGACCGUUCAAGUAGAACACACAUAUACCCACAUUAUAAAACAUGUACUGUUUGUGAAUACAGGAUACCCUCUAUACAUUACAUUUCUUAUAAGUUGAACGUUUUGAUUUUAUUGUUUAUUUUUUUUAGUUGUACAUAAUGUUUAUAGUAUCACUCCGUGUAUAUACACUCGGGUAUUGUACUACUUAAGUGUUUCUUACUUCUCCCUCCUCUUAUUCACAUUCCUCUUUACAACCUUUUUUAAUUUAAUUUAAUUUUUUUCUUUCGUACAAUACAUUAUAUUGUAUUAUAAAUAUCACAUUAUUUUCCUUCUUUUAGUAUUCGGUUGCCGUGCUGAUCGCAGUAUGUAAAUUUAUAGCUGUAUUAAUUAUUUUAAUAAUAAUAAUAAUAAUAAUACUGACACUGUAAGCUAUUGUAAUAUGCAUUAUAUAAUCUAUGUGAAAAACACUGCCACCAUAUUAUAUGCUUUUAUGGCGCUUUUAAAGUCGCGUUCACUUGGACCGAGACAUAUAAACAUUAUUAUAACAAAUCAAAAUCAAAAAAAAUUAUUUGAUUUUAAUUUUCAGUAUUAUUAUAUUAUAUCACCUUCUUUUUUUUUAACGAGACCGUUUACUUAUACGCUUAAAUUAUCUUAUAAUAAUAUACUGAAUUUAAUAUAUAUCUUAAAUAUUCUAAAAAUGAUGAUACUAGUAAUAAUAAUAAAACAACUAUGGCCUCCAAUCGAGCGCUCAAGCGCGUUUACAGCCUUAUAGUUAAAUAAAAGUCGAUUUACUGCCACAAUGGGCGUUACUUUUAAGUUGUUGUGUUUGUUCAAACAUGCAUAUUUUUUUUUUUUUGGCUUUUUUUUAAUAAAAUCAUUUUUUUAACGCCACACCGGUCGAUUUUUAAUGUUGUAUUUCCGUGUUUAGUAUAGAUAAUUUAUAAAACGCAUAUUGUUGCAUCCGUUCAACACACUUUAAACGGGUUGUUCCGCCCUUAAAGUGUCCUAAACUAUACCCGUGUGCGUUGUGAAUGUACCGCUUAAUCGGUCUGACGGCUUAAUUCGCUAUUUAACUAUAUGUGUUGGUAAAAACAAUGUAUUGAGUAAUUGUAACAUGUUUUAACCACUGUU
Adelges cooleyi (spruce gall adelgid) is the source of this 5047-nucleotide messenger RNA. RefSeq lists its product as uncharacterized. Gene Ontology annotation, molecular function: type 2 fibroblast growth factor receptor binding; type 1 fibroblast growth factor receptor binding; growth factor activity. The record is from RefSeq and is a predicted model, not a curated record. Gene Ontology annotation, cellular component: cytoplasm. Gene Ontology annotation, biological process: fibroblast growth factor receptor signaling pathway; animal organ morphogenesis; positive regulation of cell population proliferation. The transcript has 5 exons. Bases 730 to 1554 code for a protein of 274 amino acids. NCBI's taxonomy places the organism in Eukaryota, Metazoa, Arthropoda, Insecta, Hemiptera, Adelgidae.